CGGCGCUUACGCCUGCAUGCCUCUUCGGCGUUGAGCCAAGUUUUAUUCAGAUAUUAUUGGUAAUGUUUAGUAGCUAAGAAAAAAUGAGAGGAGUCGACCCUGAGGAGGAAGAAGCGAUGUGAUUUGCCGGCGCCACCCCUCUGCUCCCUGCGGACGCGGCAAAUGGCAAGUCCCGAGGUCGCAGCUUCUACCGGAGCGGGUGGCUGAGUUCUCCGUUGUCCUUGGGGUCUGCGGUCGCUGUUGCCACUGGGCCUGCAGUGAUCAUGGUGAGCUUCAUUCAAUUUGUGCGGGACCUCUGGGUGGGUAUUUUUGUCCCUGUGGGAUUUGUCCUUGGAUGUUAUCUUGACAGAAAGAAUGAUGAAAAGCUAACUGCCUUCCGGAACAAGAGUAUGUUAUAUAAAAGGGAAUUGCGACCCAAUGAAGAAUAUACCUGGAAGUAAAGACUGGCCGACAUAUGCAGUGUUCACAUUUUAAAGUUCUGAGAGAAAUAAAAACGUGUCAUUAUUGAAUUUGAA
Molecule: messenger RNA, 515 nt
Organism: Saimiri boliviensis boliviensis (Bolivian squirrel monkey)
Lineage: Eukaryota; Metazoa; Chordata; Mammalia; Primates; Cebidae
Gene: NDUFB1
Product: NADH:ubiquinone oxidoreductase subunit B1
Cellular component (GO): respiratory chain complex I; mitochondrion
Source: RefSeq, a predicted model, not a curated record